Meloidogyne enterolobii is the source of this 1631-nucleotide messenger RNA. The record is from the annotation of a GenBank genome assembly. Lineage: Eukaryota; Metazoa; Nematoda; Chromadorea; Rhabditida; Meloidogynidae.
UAAUCUCCAACCGGUUCCAUAGUCCAAAACAUCCAAAAGCCCCUCUCCCUCUCCUCUCCUCUCCUCACGUUUAAUUCCUCUCUUCUCUUCCUCUGAUUUUUUCCUCUAAUUUCUCUCUGUCCACUUUUAUUGCCAGUUGGAUUAUUUUGAUAUAAAUCUUAUUAUUCCCUAAUUAUGUUAAAAAAAGAAAUUAGUGUUGUGCUCUAUAUUUGUUUGUUUUUUUUCACACGUGGAACGAAAUCGGGGCUGGUUGUAGGACUGGGCUUUGCCCGAAAAUUUUUUCAUUGAUGGACUUUUUAUAUUCCUUCAUUCAUUUUUUGUUAUCUAAGGGCUUGAAAUAUUUUAUGGUUUGUGAAGAAUAAGGGAAGAGAGAAGUGAAAAACUCAAAAUGAUCAGGGUAAAAAGACUCAAAAUGAUCAGGGUAAAAAAGCUCAAAAUGAUCAGAGGAAAAGGACGACUUCCAACGUCUUCUCGACUUCCAAGUUUUCUCGUCUUCUCGCGAUCCCUCCAAGAAAACAACGAAAGAUUGACGGGGAUUUGAUCCGGAGAGCUGUUCAGCCAUCCCACAUCAACCAUCCCAGGAUUGACUGUUGCAGUUUUAAUUUUUGGAUCAUCUACUAGGCUAAGGGAGGAAACUUUCCAUGUCCUAUGAUAAGGUAGAAAGUCUGGCCUACAAUGGGUAGGGGAUCUUGUUCUUGCAAAUUUCCCUCAAGUUUUCACUUUAUCCAUAUACCUGACAAUAAAUCUAGUAUAUAAAGGAAAAUGAGAACCCGUAUCUCGAAGAACCUCAACUUACUUUCUGCUAGAUUCACUCAUCGUCGAUCGUCAGGACAUCCCCAAUUAAGUAUCAUCAAUGGGGGCAGCUGAUGAUGGUGAAUAUCGACAGAAGACAAAGGAUGCCGCUGAAAUCCAGAAGGAUAAAGGCUUCGGCAAGCGAUCGAGGUAUGAAAGACUUGAGCACUUUAACAGCCAACGGGAAUUGACAGCGUGGUGGGAUCGUCGACGGGCGAAGGGAGAGACUUGGAGGCUCAAUACUCGAUAUGAUGCGCGUAAGGGAGCUACAGAGUACUGGCAUUGUGCGUACAAAGAAGAUGGCAUCUACAUUUGCCCGGCUCGUCUACGAGUUGUCUUCCGCGGCCAUCGAGGAAUCUACCUCUAUGAAUCAAAGAAUCGUGAGCACGAUCAUACCUCAUUGCCACCGCCAAAAACGGGUGUCGGUGCCUCUGAAACAAUUGUGUUGGAACCCUACCCGUUGCAAACUGCUCUGAUUAUUGACAUGACUCCAAGAAUCGUCGCUCACCCACCUAAGAAGGAAAUGACUUCAACGACCACCGAACAGACAGGAAGCCGAGAAACUAAAAAUGACAAGAAGGAUUGAAAUUGGAUGAGAAGGAAGUAAAAAAUGAGGAUGAAUUGAAUAAUAUAACGUUGAGAAAUAAUUUGAUAUGUAUAUAGUCUUUCUGUUAAUUGUACAUAUGUAAAAAUGUAUUUUGUAAUAAAACUGAUAGUGACACAUUUUUUUGGUUUUUAACCUUCUAGGCCAAUAAGGGAAAAACGUUUCUAGGUCAGUAGAGGGCCCCGGGGUUUUUAGGUAAGUAGAGGGCCCCAGGGUCUUUAGGUCAGUAGAGCCC